GCGGGGCCUGGCCGUGAGGGCGGGGGGGCGGAACCGGGAGCGGAACCGGGAGCGGAACCGGGAGGGUCUCGGGCCGGUACCGCCAUGAUCCGCUUCAUCCUGAUCCAGAACCGGGCGGGGAAGACUCGCCUGGCCAAGUGGUACAUGCAGUUUGACGACGACGAGAAGCAGAAGCUCAUCGAGGAGGUGCACGCCGUGGUCACCGUCAGGGACGCCAAGCACACCAACUUCGUCGAGUUCCGCAAUUUCAAGAUCAUUUACCGUCGCUACGCCGGGCUCUAUUUCUGCAUCUGCGUGGACGUCACCGACAACAACCUGGCGUACCUGGAGGCCAUCCACAACUUCGUGGAGGUGCUCAAUGAGUACUUCCACAACGUCUGCGAGCUCGACCUGGUCUUCAACUUCUACAAGGUUUACACCGUGGUGGACGAGAUGUUCCUGGCAGGAGAAAUCCGUGAGACGAGCCAGACCAAGGUGCUGAAGCAGCUCCUGAUGCUGCAGUCCCUGGAAUGACCCCAAAUCCCCCCAAAAUCACCCCAAAAAAAACCACCAAAAUCCCCCCCAAAAAAACCCCAAAAUUCCCCCCAAAAAACCCCAAAAUCCCCCCAAAAAAACCCCAAAUCCCCCUGAAAUCAACCCAAAAAAAACCCCAAAAUCCCCCUGAAAUCAACCCAAAAAAAAACCCCAAAAUCCCCCUGAAAUCAACGCAAAAAAAACCCCAAAUCCCCCUGAAAUCAACCCAAAAAAACCCCAAAAUCCCCCUGAAAUCAACGCAAAAAAAAACCCAAAAUCCCCCUAAAAUCAACCCAAAAAAACCCAAAAUCCCCCUGAAAUCAACCCAAAAAAAAAAACCCAAAAUCCCCCUGAAAUCAACCCAAAAAAACCCCAAAAUCCCCCUGAAAUCAACGCAAAAAAAAAACCCCAAAAUCCCCCUGAAAUCAACCCAAAAAAAACCCAAAAUCCCCCUGAAAUCAACGCAAAAAAAAAACCCAAAAUCCCCCUGAAAUCAACCCAAAAAAAACCCCAAAAUCCCCCUGAAAUCAACGCAAAAAAAAAACCCAAAAUCCCCCUGAAAUCAACGCAAAAAAAACCCCAAAAUCCCCCUGAAAUCAACGCAAAAAAAAAACCCCAAAAAAGUGGGCCCCUCCCCCCGCCCGUCGGUGUUGUGGGAACAAAACAAAACAAAAAACAAAAAAAAAAAAAGUGAAUUUUUGUCAUUAAAGUGACCAAAAUGUGACCACAAAUGGGGAGAAAUGAGUUUGAAAUGAUGGAAAAAUGGGGGGGGGGAAAAAAAAAAAAAAAGAGAUUUAAAUAAAUAAAUAAAUAAAUAAAUAAAUAAACAGGGAGAAAAUGGGAUGAAAAUGAUAAAAAAAUGGAAGUGAGAUAAAAAUUGGGGGGGGGAAAUGAGGGAAAAUCAGACAAAAAUGGGGAAAAUGGGAUAAAAGUGAUUAAAAAUGGGAGAAAAGGAAAUGAAAAUGAUAAAAAAUGGGAUAAAAGUGAUUAAAAAUGGGAGAAAAGGAAAUGAAAAUGAUAAAAAAUGGGAUAAAAGUGAUUAAAAAUGGGAGAAAAGGAAAUGAAAAUGAUAAAAAAAUGGGAUAAAAGUGAUUGAAAAUGGGAGAAAAUGAGAUAUAAAAUAUUUCAAAAAUGGGAAAAAUGAGUUCAAAAUGAUAAAAAAUUGUGAAAAAGUGAAAUUGGGACCCCACAGGUGACACAGGAACCCCACAGGUGACACUGGAACCCCACAGGUGACACAGGAACCCCACAGGUGUCACAGGGACCCCACAGGUGACACAGGAACCCCCACAGGUGACACAGGAACCCCACAGGUGACACAGGGACCCCACAGGUGUCACAGGAACCCCACAGGUGUUACAGGGACCCCACAGGUGACACUGGGACCCCACAGGUGUCACAGGGACCCCACAGGUGACACAGGAACCCCACAGGUGUCACAAGGACCCCACAGGUGUCACAAGGACCCCACAGGUGACACUGGGACCCCACAGGUGUCACAGGGACCCCACAGGUGACACAGGAACCCCACAGGUGACACAGGAACCCCACAGGUGUCACAGGGACCCCACAGGUGUCACAAGAACCCCACAGGUGACACUGGAACCCCACAGGUGUUACAGGGACCCCACAGGUGACACUGGGACCCCACAGGUGACACUGGGACCCCACAGGUGUUACAGGGACCCCACAGGUGUU
This is a messenger RNA of Cinclus cinclus, 2211 nucleotides long. RefSeq names its product adaptor related protein complex 2 subunit sigma 1 (gene AP2S1). Gene Ontology annotation, biological process: clathrin-dependent endocytosis; intracellular protein transport. The coding region runs from base 85 to 513 and encodes 142 amino acids. The record is from RefSeq and is a predicted model, not a curated record. Gene Ontology annotation, molecular function: clathrin-cargo adaptor activity. The transcript has 5 exons. Lineage: Eukaryota; Metazoa; Chordata; Aves; Passeriformes; Cinclidae. Gene Ontology annotation, cellular component: AP-2 adaptor complex; membrane coat; intracellular membrane-bounded organelle.